GGGUGGCGCAUGCGCGUUGGGCCGACGCCAUCACAGAACUACUGUGCAUAAUACUUGUUGAAAUAAUCAUUAGAAGUAUUUUUUAGUUUUACAUAAAAUUAAACAGAAAGUGUUAGUAUGUUUGUGUGCAUUUCUAUUUUGUGUUCAAAUUGAACGUGCUGAGUGUAAUGAACUUUACCGUGUCAUGGUAUUUAUGACAGUAGAUUAAAAAUCGGAAGUUUUCAAGCAACGCAUAUUUACGGCGAUCACUGCCGCCUUUCUGUAAUUUCGUUUGUGGGCAUUCGAAAUUGUGCUCGUUGGCGCGCUCCAUACGAAUGUUAAUGUACUAUGAACUCUACAUUAAAGCCCGUGCUAUCCCAGUCGGGAGUACCUCAAGCUGGUAAUCAGACGAGUCCCGCCAAAGCGAACGUGGCCACCGCGAACCAUGCAGUAGCGCUCCCGCAGGGCGCCCUCAACUCCAUCAACCACAGUGCUAAUAACUUAGUGGGACAGAACCUCUCGCACCAGGCCAAUACGCCGCCGGUGCCACCCCACGCGGCGCCGUCGAUGGCCCCCGUCACCGCCAACAUGGCCCAGAUGGCUGCCAACAUGAGUCACCAUGGGAACCUGUCCCUGGCCACGCAGAACGCGGUAGUGGUCACCAAUAACGCAGCGAGUCCCACCAAGAGCGCCACCACCAGUGCACCACUCAGUUUGGUGCAGGAUAAACCGAAUACCCCUCCCCAGCCUCUGGCCCUGACGAGGUCACCCGAGAAGAAGGAACCCGACUCCACGGGUCAAUCCAAUGGCGUGGAAUCUCCGACCCCGGUUACGAGCGAACCGGCGCCACUUAAACCGGUGAAUCCUGAGAUUCAGUCCGACAAGCAGGAUAUUGCUAAAACAUCACCGAGCACGCCAAAGCCACCAGAAAACUCUGCAGCUCCGAAGCCUGAGAAUUCCACCACAAUGACUCAGCCCGAGAGUCCAGUACAGCCCAAAGUUGCAACAGCAAAUGAUUCUGUUAAACCUGCCAAACCAUCGGAGCUUAAGGCUACUCCUGCUGCAGAUGUAGCACCGAUAGCGGAUGAUAAACCAUUGGUUGAGUCUGCAAAUGAGAACCAGAAUGCGGACAAACCUGCACAACCAGAAAGUUCGUCGACUCCCAGCUCAACGGAAGCAAAGAAGGAAGAAAACAUUGAAAAACCUCCUGAGCCGGUUGAGGAAAAAAAGGAGGAGGCGGAACCUAAAACUGAGAAUCCUGCUCAAGACACUCCUAAAGAAGCACCUGAGAGUAAAAGCGAAAAGCCUGAAACAAAAAUUGCCACAAAGGCGGAAGUCAAGAGCACAGCUAAAUCAAACUUAAAGUUGGCAACGGUGACCCCGCCCUUGAGGAAAAGGAAACAUUUGUCCGACAAAACUGAUGGAGUUACACCAGCCAAGAAAACCCCUGAAGUGGAAACUCCGAGUCGAACUAAGAGGAAUCGUACCCAGGUACAACCGUACCAGGCAUCAGCUCUGGACACAUCAAUCUCUUCGCCUGGUCCCUCCAGUGCUACCAAGGCUAAGGAACAGUCCGCCAAGAAGUCCAAAGACAAGUUACGAUUGUUUGUCAGCCGCGAAUACGUGGCUGUACGCAACGAGGAGAACGGCUACUAUAUCUGUCAGCUGCUGCAGCACGUGUACCGGGACUCCGGCAUCAUCCGCGUGCGUUGGCUGUCCCAAGUCUCCUCCAACUCCACCGGCGACGUCUAUAAGCCCGACUACUGCGAUGAGAUAGACACGGGCUGCCUUAUGACGACUUUAGAGAUGCGUCGCGCGACGGGCGGCGGGCUGGUGCUGCGGGCGAGCGAGCGGGCGCGCGUGCGCUCCAUCCUGCAGCGCGCGCUCGACGCCGCCGCCGCCGGCACCACGCAGCUCGACGUCAGCGAGGAGCACCCCGACGGACUGGACGUGACUCUGGUGACGGACUCAUCCCAGCUGGAGCGCAAGUCCCGCAAGCGCACCAGCACCAAGCCCUCGCCCAACAAGGACGCCGCUGCUAAGGAUUCUGAGGAAGAGUCGACGCCCGCCAAAAAAUCACGAUCACGCAGCUCGAAGGGCAAAACGAAAUCCCCCAAAAAGGGCAGAAAAUCGGCAGGUAGUACGCCCGUAGUGGCGAGCACAAGCAAGGUAGGCAUUGUACAACGGAUAUAUAGAAAUACCGCAACAACGGUGACCGAUACACCCAAGAAUAAGAAUAAGAAAAAGGGUGCGGAUAAAAAGGAAACUCCCACACCCACACCCACACCCACGGUGACUAAGGGGCGGCGGUCUACCAGAGAGACGAAAUCGACGCCCGUCUCGCCGGAGCCGUCCACGUCGACCGGCAAAGGCACCCGCUCCGCCAAAAAGAAAUAAUAUACGCCGCGAUAGUGCACUUCAACGGACAUUAACCAUUCACAAAAUAUGCCAUUGAAUUGAGAGAUAAGUAUUUUUAUACAUGUUUUCUGAACGAAAUUUUAAAAUUAAAAUGUUGCUUGUAUCAGGUUCACAAAAUAGUUUACAUAUCAUGGUCCCGGCCACGAAAAAAAAACUUUGUCUUUUGAAAUUGGAAUGUUUUUUUCUACUUCUUUAUUCAAUGGCAUCGAUUAUAUUAUUUAAAUGCAUGUUUUGGUUGACGGCGUAAUUAUUAUUUUUGUCGAUCGACCGAGUUCUUGUGACGGCCGAGUACGUAGCGAUAGCACAAUACUGUCGAAAGAGCGUCGAUAGAUUAUAGGACAUUCGAGAUUUUACAAUAAUUAACCGAGACGAUACGCGACGGUAGACGUUGCAUACAGAUACAAAAUUGAAAUUUUUAAUUUUGUAUUGCUCUAUAAGCAACGUCAAACCGUGCUUUGUUAAAAUUCGGUUCGAUGUGAAUUGAACAAUGUAAGAAUGAAAUAAUUGAGUAGCCUUAAUGUAGUUCUAAGGCGCUGAGCAAAAUCUUUUAUGUUUUAUGAUUUUAAAGUUGAAUGAUGUUGUUUUAUAAUAAAAAAUCGAG
This is a messenger RNA of Aricia agestis (brown argus), 2998 nucleotides long. RefSeq names its product proteoglycan 4-like. The coding region runs from base 328 to 2376 and encodes 682 amino acids. The transcript has 9 exons. NCBI's taxonomy places the organism in Eukaryota, Metazoa, Arthropoda, Insecta, Lepidoptera, Lycaenidae. The record is from RefSeq and is a predicted model, not a curated record.